This is a messenger RNA of Callorhinchus milii (elephant shark), 1929 nucleotides long. It is a transcript of the gene ctsh, whose product is annotated as cathepsin H. Gene Ontology annotation, cellular component: lysosome. The record is from RefSeq and is a predicted model, not a curated record. The transcript has 12 exons. The coding region runs from base 214 to 1206 and encodes 330 amino acids. Gene Ontology annotation, molecular function: cysteine-type endopeptidase activity. Gene Ontology annotation, biological process: immune response. NCBI's taxonomy places the organism in Eukaryota, Metazoa, Chordata, Chondrichthyes, Chimaeriformes, Callorhinchidae.
AAGGGAACUCAAAGUGAAAUUCAUCGUUGAUUACUUAGCCUUUGUACCAUCACAUGACUUCCUGAAACAGCCUUGCUGAGACUGCUUUAUUAUAUAGAGCAUAUCGUGCCUCGCUCUCUGUGUGAGGAAGUCCAGUAAAGUACAAGCAUCUGGCAGUGCUGUGCUCUCCUCCCAGUCCCUGAGUUAACAACAUUUUUCAGUCUCUCCCUGAACAUGGUGCUCUCCGCGACCCUACUAGCAAUUGCCCUGCUGGGUGGUGUGUGCUGUGUGUCUGAGUUUACUUUCCAAGAAAUAGUUUCUUUCAAGACGUGGAUGACUCAGCACAACAAACACUACAGCUCAGAAGAAUAUUCCUACAGGCUCCGCACUUUCAUUCAAAACAAGAGAAAGGUGGAAGAGCACAACUCCGGACAGCAUUCCUAUCGCAUGGGGUUGAACCAAUUCUCUGACAUGACCUUCAGUGAAUUUAAGAAGCUGUACCUGCUACGGGAGCCACAGAAUUGCAGUGCUACACGAGGAAACCAUGUUCUCAGCAUGGGGCCUUACCCCGAUUUUGUAGACUGGAGAACCAAAGGCAAUUACGUCACACCAGUGAAGAAUCAGGGUGGUUGUGGAAGCUGUUGGACGUUUUCGACCACUGGAUGCUUGGAAUCUGCAAUAGCAAUCAAAACAGGCAAACUCCUCUCACUGGCUGAACAGCAGCUUGUAGACUGUGCUGGGGCGUAUAAAAACCAUGGGUGCAAUGGGGGACUCCCGAGCCAAGCCUUCGAGUACAUCAAGUACAACGGGGGACUUGAGGCAGAAAAAGACUAUCCUUACACAGCACAGGACCAACACUGCCAAUACCAGCCCAACAAAGCAGUCGCGUUUGUCAAGGAAGUAGUCAAUAUAACACAGUACGAUGAAAAUGGCAUUGUGGAUGCUGUGGCCAGACUGAAUCCCGUCAGUAUCGCCUUCGAAGUGACUGAUGACUUUUUCCAAUACGAAGGCGGUGUCUAUUCCAACUCGAAUUGCGAUUCCACACCCGACAAAGUCAACCACGCAGUCCUGGCUGUAGGUUACGGAGUACAAAAUGGGACCAAGUACUGGAUUGUGAAGAACUCCUGGGGCCCUGAGUGGGGAUUAAAUGGGUAUUUUUACAUUAUUCGAGGAAAGAACAUGUGUGGUUUGGCCGCUUGUCCUUCCUACCCCAUACCUUUACUGUGAGGUUGCUGGCAACCCCCAGACUGGAUGGAAAGAAUCCUGCAAGUCACAAGAAAUUAUGCGUCUUUAAUAGGUCGAAAAAUUGCAGUACGAGACGUGAUAAUUAUCAUCACUGGUGGUAAUGCUCACAUCACGCCCCGUGUUGUAUUUUUCACAAUCGCAGGAAUUAAGUCGGUUUCUUCUGAAAUGAUGAUUGAGUCAAACGCUAUCUGAGCGUCAAAUGCUUUCUGCGGACCUGUAUUUUACACUAUUAUAGAUACACACGCUGUGGGUUUUAGCUCGCUGAGUAAUCGCACCUGAUAUUUUAAUCGAUCUUACGUAAGACCUGCGUUGUUUUUGGUGGCAGUCAAAGGAACUAUAUACAUUCAAUUUGUCUUUUGAGAUGUCUCAAAGCGCUUCGCAGAAUUUACCGUGAGGGCGAAGUCACAGUGCGUUUCGUGGGCAAUACCAAGUCACUGUAAUCGGCUCUGAAAAUGUCAACAAGCGCGAGCAUCGCUCGGCUUCGACCCACAACUUCGGAGAGAAAGCCCGUCGAGACGCAGUGCCCCCCCCCCCACCCCCCCCCGAGUCACAUCGAGAGCAUUCCCGAUUAUUCCUGAAGUGAAUCCCGGCCUCCGACACUCGGCAACCUCCAACCAUCACCGUCGCUCGGUGCCUAUCGUUCGCGGGCGACUGACUUGCCACAAUAAAAUCCGCAAUAAAACCACAAUAAAAUCCGUUCCGCAA